AUGGCACCAAGCUAUCCUGAUCCAGGUGCCAUAUGGACGGCAGGAAAGCAAUACCAGAUCCUAUGGGGUGAUGAUGGAAAAUCCCCCAGUGUGAAUGAGAGUUGGACCAAUUUUAAGAUAGAUUUUAUGACUGGAGACAAUGCGAACCAAACAUUUCUUACAAACGUCGCAAAGGAUUUGGAUGGUAGCAAAACGACCUCAUACACUUGGACUGCACCCCAUGUGGAUCCUUAUUCCGCCAUUUACUUUUUUAUGUUUACCAAUGCUGCUGGUGAGACUGCAUGGACUACACGAUUUGGCAUUGUGGCGAAGGAUGGCGACACGUUGGUUCCUGAACAAGAAAAAACUCAGUCCACAGGCGAGAAGAUCCCAUGGGGUAAUGGCAAAUUGGUUGAUAAUAAUACCAAUACCGCAACCAAUGCUUCAACAACCUCCUCAACAGCCUCGUCAGCAACGGCAUCCCCUGCAUCAGGACCUCCUGCUGCCACCAGUGGAGAUGAUACGGGAGUGACACCUAACGCAGCAGCAGCAGCAGCUGAUACUUCCCAUCAUCCAGAAUCCAGUGUUACCAAACAUGACCCAUCAUUAUGGUGGAUUACCACCACCCUCUUUUCCUCUGCUGUUGUUGCCUUGCAUAGCGUGUAUCAGUAG
Molecule: messenger RNA, 651 nt
Organism: Lichtheimia ornata
Lineage: Eukaryota; Fungi; Mucoromycota; Mucoromycetes; Mucorales; Lichtheimiaceae
Exons: 6
Coding region: 1-651 (216 amino acids)
Source: RefSeq, a predicted model, not a curated record